AUGACUUCAUUAUUAAUACAUAAAAUGAAUUCAGGUAAACAAGGAGAUGAUGCUUGGUAUUUUGAUUGUCCUGCUUUUGAUGAUAAAAUAUCAGAAAAUACUAGUAUAGGGUAUAGAAUUAAUUUUUAAAUUAUUUAUGAAAGAUAAACAGUUAUUGGAUUAUUAGUUAAUGAGGGACAUAUCAGAGAUGCCUAAGUUAUUAAAGAUACUUUUAAACCUCUUUAUGAAUUAAUUAAAGAAUUAUGA
Molecule: messenger RNA, 246 nt
Organism: Paramecium primaurelia
Lineage: Eukaryota; Ciliophora; Oligohymenophorea; Peniculida; Parameciidae
Source: the annotation of a GenBank genome assembly